Messenger RNA from Pyrus x bretschneideri (Chinese white pear), 4196 nucleotides. RefSeq names its product kinesin-like protein KIN-7O. The transcript is spliced from 33 exons. Gene Ontology annotation, biological process: microtubule-based movement. The record is from RefSeq and is a predicted model, not a curated record. Lineage: Eukaryota; Viridiplantae; Streptophyta; Magnoliopsida; Rosales; Rosaceae. Bases 121 to 4083 code for a protein of 1320 amino acids. Gene Ontology annotation, molecular function: microtubule binding; ATP binding; microtubule motor activity.
GCAGCGUUGUCUUCUCCCACUUCCAAAGCACACAGAGGCGGGAAAAAAAGCCAGAACCCAAAAGCAAAAACCCAAAUGAGCUUUUGAAAACCGCCAACUAAUUCUGCAGAGCCAGAGAGAAUGGAGAGAAUACACGUCACUGUGCGUGCUCGGCCGCUCUCAGCCGAAGACGCCAAGACCAGCCCUUGGCGCAUCUCCGGCAACUCCAUCGCCAUCCCCAACUACUCCAAGUUCGAAUUCGAUCGAAUUUUCGGUGAAGAUUGUAAGACUUUCGAGGUCUAUGAAUCAAAAACCAAAGAUAUAGUCGCCGCCGCGGUUCGCGGCUUCAAUGGAACCGUGUUUGCAUAUGGGCAAACUAACAGCGGGAAAACUCACACCAUUCGAGGCUCGGCUACUGAACCAGGGGUGAUUCCUCUUGCAGUGCGCGAUAUGUUCGACAUUAUUCAAGAGGAUGUGGAUCGGGAAUUCCUAUUACGAAUGUCUUAUAUGGAGAUCUAUAAUGAGGACAUAAAUGAUUUGUUGGCUCCUGAGCAUCGAAAGUUGCAAAUUCAUGAAAGUCUAGAGCGAGGGAUAUAUGUUGCUGGGUUGCGAGAAGAAAUUGUUGCCUCUCCAGAGCAAGUCCUUGAUCUCAUGGAGUUCGGAGAGUCUCAUCGGCAUAUCGGAGAGACAAAUAUGAAUCUGUACAGUAGUAGGUCCCACACUAUUUUCCGCAUGAUAAUUGAAAGCCGAGAUAAACAUGAAGGUGAAGAUAUUGCUAAUUCUUGUGAUGCGGUCCGUGUUUCAGUUCUGAAUUUAGUGGACCUAGCUGGUUCUGAACGUGCUGCAAAAACCGGUGCAGAAGGUGUUCGGCUCAAAGAGGGUUCCCAUAUCAAUAAAAGCCUUAUGACUUUGGGAACUGUCAUUAAAAAACUGAGUGAAGGUGCUGAGAGUCAAGGGGGACAUGUCCCAUAUCGAGAUAGCAAACUUACGCGCAUAUUGCAACCUGCUUUGGGUGGAAAUGCAAACACAGCUAUAAUAUGCAACAUCACGCUAGCACAAAUUCAUGCAGAUGAGACUAAAAGCAGUCUCCAAUUUGCAAGUAGAGCAUUACGUGUCACGAAUUGUGCUCAUGUCAAUGAGAUUCUAACAGAUGCUGCUCUUCUCAAGCGUCAAAAGAAAGAAAUUGAGGAGCUUCGAGCGAAAUUGCAGGAAUCUCAUUCAGAACAUUGGGCAGAGGAAAUCCUCAAUCUACGAAAUACGUUAUUGCAGACUGAGUUAGAGAGGGAGCGUAUAGCUUUGGAGUUGGAGGAGGAAAAAAAAGCCCAAGCAGAACGAGAGAAGAUGGUGCAACAGCAAGCUAAGAAAAUUGAGAACCUGAGUUCAAUGGUGUUGUAUUCAAAUAGAGAUGAGAAUCGCGACCGCUUGAAAAAGGAGAAGAGGCGUGAUACUUGGUGUCCAGGUAAACUUGCAAGGGAGACUUUGGGAGAGGUGCCAUCCACCAUCCAGUCGAAGGCAUCUGCUGCAAAACCUAUGAGACUGAAGCGUGACAUCGGACCACUUCUUCCUUUUGAAGAACUGGUGCAUGAGAUUGAAGUUUCUGAGAAUGAGUCUUGCAAAGAAGACGAAGAAAGUAAAAGUAUCACGUUGGAGGACUGUGCUCUUCCUGAUCCAUGUGCUUUGUUGCAUGUUACUAAUAGGAGAAAAGUGCCACCCAGGACGAAAAGCUUACCCUUGGACAAUGAAUUAGGAGAUCUGCAAGCAGAAUACGAAGAUUUGCUUAUCAAAUAUGAAACUCAGAGAACUUUGAGUGAGAUACAAAUUGAUUGCUUGACACGGAAGCUCGCUGAGGCUGAUAUGUUAUCUGGAGCAAUGUAUAAUGAUUACUCCAAGUCUUAUAUCAAUAAAGGUCCCAUUAAUGGGGACAAUAACGGUAGUUUAAGAGAGCCAGAGGUUAUUCUUGUGAUUAAGCGACUUCAAGAACAGAUUAAGAUGCUUGAAACAGAGAAGUCUUCAAGCCAGCAAAAUCUGGAUAGUGUAGUUGAGCUGGCAACUGAGCAAAACAUUUGUGCCCAGGAGAAGUUUGACGAGCUCUAUGAAGAGCUUCAAGUUGCACGUGAGGAGGCCAGGGUAGCUCGUGAUCAACGUAGUUGGAACGAAUCUGUAACAAAAGUUGAUGAUGGAAGUUCUGACUUUUUGAUCGAGCUUGCAAAGGGGGUCCAAGAAAUAAUAUUGGAAGUUCGAAGCUCAGAAAUAGCAAUUGAAAGUGUAUCUUCAGUUUUGGAUGAGGUCUCUAAGAGUUUCUCUGUGCUAUUCGAUACAUUCCUAGAUUUCAAGUCUUUAAUGUGCGAGUUAUCCUUGAAACAAAAAACAAUUAUCAGUGACCAUGAGAAGUUAAACUCUUACAUGAUGCAGAAAGUUUCUGAACUUGAGACUGAAAAGUUCCUUUUGUACAAUCAAUCUGUUGAUCUUCAGAACCAGAUAGAAGAACUGAAACUGCAGACUCAAAAUUCCGAACAGUCUUUGAGGGAAAUGUUGGAACAACAGGAUUUGGAAAAGGGAGAAUAUAUUUCUCAUAUACAAGUCCUUGAAAAAGAAAUAUCAGGUUUAUCAUCUUGUUCUUUGGCCAAGGAAAAGGAAAAUCUGCGCAAAGAUGUUGAAAAAACAAGAAUGAAGUUGAAAGAGACAGAGUGUAAGCUGAAGAACGCCAUACAAGAGAAAACCAAACUGGAGGGUGAAAAAGCAUCUGCUGAACGAGAAAUAAAACGAUUGCACAGUCAGAACUCUCUUCUUGAACGUGACAUGAACAAACGUGAGUCGCUUGCUGGCAGAAGGCGUGAUUCAGUUAAUGAUAAGGGUUUGAAGACAUCAGAUCCUAAAAGAGCAAAAAACCUUGCCUUCGAACAGACAUUGCAGGAAGAAUACAAAAAGAUGGAAGUUUAUGCUUUUGAAACGGAGACAAAGAUUAAUUCUCUAGAAGAAGAGUUAUCAGCUGUAUACAGGGAAAAAGAAGACGCUAUGUCCACCAACGAUGCUUUAGCAUCUGAAUUAGAAAACCUGUCUGAAAAACUGAGCACAUCAAACUUGGAACUGGAAGCUUUGCAGGAAGAGCUUUUGGCCCUGAAGCAGAGGUUAGAAGAAUCUACAUUUGAGCAGCAAAAGAUGGAAGGUUCCAUUAAAAUGUUCACUGAAGAAAAGGAAGACUUGGCGAUGCAACUUACAGAUUCCCUUUUGGAAAUGGAGGAGGAAAGAGCAAUAUGGUCAGCUAAGGAGAAGGCUUCCAUUGAAGCGAUGGAAGAGAAAUCAAAGUUAUACAACAUGGAGAUUACAUCAUUAACAAGGGAAAUGUCUGAGGUGAGGAAUGAGUUGGACUCUUGUAGACAAGAGUGCAAGGUCCUAAGGGAAAGAUUAACUUGUUGCGAGGAAACAGCUGGACAGAAGACAUUCAGCGUGGAGAAGUCUUUGGGGAUUGAUCAACUGAAUAGUGGUGAGAGUAUAGAUGAUAUUCUGAGCAAACAGUCUCAAGAAAUGUUGAGCUCAAACUGGGGGACGUGCGGAAUUAAUGAUUGUGAGGAGGUGAAUGUGCUUCGGAAGGAGCUCAGUUGUCUGAGUAAAGAAAGAGAAGGCUUGUUGAUUCAAAUAAAAGAGUUAUCCGAACUUCCAAAUGACUACCAGAGUCUCAACAACCAGCUCCAUGUUUUGACAAUUGAAAGGGAUAAUCUAGUGACUCAGAUCCAAGAGCACCAGAAACUUGCAAUUGAAGAAGAAAGUCUUAAUAAACGUUACAAUGAUUUGUUGUUGGAGGCAAAGUUUCAAGUCGAGGAACUGACAAGGAGAAUAUCAAGCAUGGAGUUAAAGACUCACAAAGACCAAGUUGAAAACAGCAUAGACAAAGCAAAGCUCCGAAUGAGGCUUCGAGGGGCACAAGCAAAGUUAGAUGCCUUCCGAAGUAGAUACAAGGACGCUCUAGACGAGUCCAAUCACAUGAACAGGAAGUAUGAGGAGGCUACAGUCAAGCUAAAGGACCUGUUAGCUUCAAAAGGAGUUGAGGUCCUCGGCCUUAAAAAGCAGCUUGCUGCUGCAAAGAGUGGUCAUGAACAAAAAUAAAUCCAUGAGUUGCUUAUGAUUAUAUUAGAGAUUGAUUUAUCAUUAGCCAGUGCCUCUUGUGUGCUGUUUAAUGAACAUCUAGUUACUAUUUAAUGAAUGUAAUAUUAGAUUUA